Rotaria sp. Silwood1 is the source of this 418-nucleotide messenger RNA. NCBI's taxonomy places the organism in Eukaryota, Metazoa, Rotifera, Eurotatoria, Philodinida, Philodinidae. The record is from the annotation of a GenBank genome assembly.
AUGAUGAUAACAUGUUCAAAAUGUUUUCGUUUAAAUAAUCCUAAUGCUCGUUUUUGUGAUUGGUGUAGUGCAUAUCCUGAUCAUGCAUCUACAUCAAUACAAUGUACAAAAUGUCAUACUAAUAAUGAUUCAUUUGCAAAAUUUUGUUCAACAUGUGGAUGUGUUAUUGAACCACCAUUACGUAUUAUUGAUACACGUCUUAAAAAUAAUUUGAAUAUUUCAUCUUCAUCAAUGAUUGCUAGUACAUUAACACGUAAUUCAGUUAAUCCUGUAUGGCUUAACGCAAAUACAACAUUAACUAAUUAUCAUCAAUCAUAUUCAACAAUUAAAAAAGAAGUUGCAACACAAACAUAUGGAAUUUAUUAUCCAAGUGCAAAAGAUAUUGAUUUAAUUAUAACACAAAAUAAAAAAUUAUUAA